Molecule: messenger RNA, 878 nt
Organism: Mastomys coucha (southern multimammate mouse)
Lineage: Eukaryota; Metazoa; Chordata; Mammalia; Rodentia; Muridae
Gene: Rnf151
Product: ring finger protein 151
Exons: 4
Coding region: 16-831 (271 amino acids)
Biological process (GO): tumor necrosis factor-mediated signaling pathway; protein K63-linked ubiquitination; positive regulation of JNK cascade
Cellular component (GO): plasma membrane signaling receptor complex
Molecular function (GO): ubiquitin-protein transferase activity; zinc ion binding
Source: RefSeq, a predicted model, not a curated record
GUUUGUGAUUGGCCCAUGCUGGACAAUGCCACUGUGAUGUCAGUCCACACGUGCUGUCAAACGGAGUCUCCUGAACCCCUUAGUCUCAGUGGAGCUGCCGUUCAGACACAGAUCAUGAGUGGUGGGUACGAUCUCAACCUCUUUGCCAGCCCUCCUGACUGCAACUUCCUGUGUUCCAUCUGCCAUGGGGUUCUCAAGAGGCCAAUGAGGUUACCAUGCAGUCACAUCUUCUGCAAAAAGUGCAUCUUCCAGUGGCUAGCCAGACAAAACACCUGUCCAUGCUGUAGAAAAGAGGUGAAAAGGAGAAAGAUGGUCCAAGUGAAUAAACUCCGAAAAACCAUUGGCCGCCUACAAGUCAAGUGCAAGAACGCUGCAGCUGGCUGCUUGGUGACAUGCCCUCUGGCUCAUCGCAAGGGGCAUCAGAACUCAUGCCCCUUCGAGCUGAUGGCCUGCCCCAAUGAGGGUUGCACUGCGCAAGUUCUGCGUGGGGUCCUAGAUGAACACCGCCAGCAUUGCCAGCAGAAUAGACAGCAGCGCUGCCCCUUAGGCUGUGGAGCCACCCUGGCUGCCUUGGAGGGUGAGCGCCACAACUGCUACCGCGAGCUACGUGACGCUUGGGUCCAACGCCAUGAGCGCAACCGGACCCUGCUGCUGAACCUGCUGGGGCGUGUACGCCGGGUGUACCGCACCACCAACCUCAUCCGCCGGCAGCUGGCACAGCUGAGCAACUUCCUGGAGGAUGAUACCCUGCUCCUGAAUGGCCAGGUGCAAGAGACUGAGGUUGCCCCGGAGGCUGAGAUGUGGGGUGCGCAGGGCCAAGGUGUCUUAUAGAGGAGUUAAAUAAACGCUGAGCCCGGGCCUGGUCCACCUCACAGCUC